This is a messenger RNA of Diachasma alloeum, 3747 nucleotides long. RefSeq names its product embryonic polarity protein dorsal (gene Dl). The transcript is spliced from 7 exons. Gene Ontology annotation, molecular function: DNA binding; DNA-binding transcription factor activity. Lineage: Eukaryota; Metazoa; Arthropoda; Insecta; Hymenoptera; Braconidae. The record is from RefSeq and is a predicted model, not a curated record. Gene Ontology annotation, biological process: response to cytokine; canonical NF-kappaB signal transduction; cellular response to stress. Bases 806 to 3190 code for a protein of 794 amino acids. Gene Ontology annotation, cellular component: cytoplasm; nucleus.
GGUCACGUGAUCAUUAACCAAUGAACGUAUGGUAUCAAAAGUCAGUGUGAAACCACACUCGCCAGUGGUUACGACUGUAGCUUUCCAUUUUUUUCACUCUCUCACUGAAUCCCCGAAUUUUUCAAAUAAAAACAAAGGAAAAGAAGUUAUCAAAUUGAAUUUAAAAAGUUUACAACGUUUAGUUGUAUCUUCAAAAUUAUCAUAUUGUUUGUAUUCACCAAGUGGCAAUAAAAAAAUUUGAACAAGUGGACUCGUGUAUUCAACUCAACCAAAAUAAAUCUACGUAUUUUUGAUAGAGACACAGCUGGAAGUGUUGUAUAUAGGUAGUUUUGUAUUUGGUUGUGUUUGUAAAAGUGGUGGCAUGUGUCGUGUGAGAAGACAAGGUGGGUGAUACGCGCUUGCGCAUCACAGUCAACACAACUAAACUCGGUGUUUCAUUUUCAUGCUCUCGCGAGGCAUUCGCAAGACUACAUUACAACUUGUCGACAAGAUUUUUAUCGAGUUCCCGCGAUUACCAUAAGUAAUACUGAUGAUGAUCUGACGAUUUUCCUCUCAGUGGUGCAUGCCUCAUGACAAACAACAAAAUAUAUUCGCGGGUAUUUACGUUUGUUAUUCAACGACAAGUGGAAAGUGUCAUGAUUUAACAAGUGGAGGUAGAAGAAAAAAGUACUGAUUCUGGUGGGAUUUCUUUGGUUAGUGGUCCAGUGGUGGAUGUGGAGAGGGAAUAAAUUGGAGCGAAAUAGCAGAGCGCCAUGAGUUUCGAGCACAAGGUCACUGAAGUAAAAAAUAUCGUUUGAAGAACAGCAUGGAUCAGUCUUUCAAUGCUAAUAAUGACUUCAACAUCAGUGAUAUUAUCGAAGUAAUUGAGACCAAUGACCCGGGAUUCGUCGAGGGUGCUGCAAGUCAGCAGCAACAAUCCCUAAACAUGCUCUCAGGCGGUAGAGUGGAUGCUGUAAGGUCUGUGCCUGUUUCCAACUCAGGAAACACACCAUAUGCCGAAAUUGUUGAGCAACCGGCUGGCAAAGCACUCCGAUUCAGAUAUGAGUGUGAAGGUCGAUCUGCUGGCAGCAUACCAGGGGUCAAUAGCAUGCCCGAGAAUAAGACAUUUCCCACGAUACGAAUCGUUGGAUACAAAGGACGCGCUGUGGUGGUAGUGUCGUGUGUAACGAUGGACCCACCAUACAGACCUCAUCCUCAUAACCUUGUCGGUAAGGAGGGCUGCAAGAAGGGUGUUUGCACAAUUGAAGUGCCGGUAGAAACCAUGACAGUGAGCUUCGCCAAUUUAGGAAUUCAGUGUGUUAAAAAAAGAGAUAUUGAAGAGGCACUCAAUGUGAGAGAAAAAAUUCAAGUGGAUCCUUUUCGUACUGGCUACGAGCACAAACGACAACCAACUAGUAUCGAUCUCAAUGCAGUCAGACUGUGCUUCCAAGUGUUCCUCGAGGGACCUACUCCGGGAAAAUUCAAAACACCUCUAAAACCUAUUGUAUCGGAUCCAAUUUACGAUAAGAAGGCGAAAUCAGACUUGAUUAUAUCGAAGUUGAGUCACUGCAGUGCUUCAGUGGCUGGAGGAACUGAGGUGAUACUCCUGUGUGAAAAGAUAGCGAAAGAAGAUAUUCAAGUACGAUUUUUUGAGGAAAAAGAUGACAAAGUCGUUUGGGAGGGACUGGCUGACUUUCAACCUGCAAACGUUCAUAAACAGUUUGCAAUAGCAUUCAGAACUCCAACAUACCGCAUUCAGCAGGUAGACCAACCCGUCCAAGUGUACAUUCAACUGAGAAGGCCCUCAGAUGGAACAGCGAGUGAACCUCUCCCCUUCCAGAUGCUCCCCUUAGGUGCAGGUAGGCCAAACUUCUGGUCACUCCGUAGAGCGUUAACGCGAAAAAAAGCAGACCCUACGACAUUCAGCAAAAUCCUUGCCACCGAGGCGUCGCUAUAUCCUUCCCAAAAAAUAUCCCGUAGUAUCGACGAGUUCAACAACAACGAACUCGAUCUGACAUGCUCGAGUGGAAAAUUGUCCGCCCUACGUGCCUUAAACGAUCUUUAUCAUGUUAAAAAUAAUUUAGGGGUGCAAAAUGGUGGAUCCUUGAGAUUGAGCCAGUCUCAGGAAAUUGCCCCCAAACGUCCCCUCGUUGAUGAUGAAAAUAACGAAAUAACAAUAAUCUCAGAAUCAAAAUUUCAAAAUUCCUUAAAUAAACCAGCAAGUAUAAAAGAUGACAUUAGCCCUAAAAAAAUUCAUUACGAGCCAGAGAAAAUGAGCACAAAUGACAUUUCUGAGCCCCCAAAAGACAAAAAUUGGCUUAAUUACUCGGAAGUUGGAAAAUGGGUACAGAAGAAUCAACAGUUUGAAAAUGUUCCAAAACCGGACGAUUCUAACUCAAAGAAUGAUGAAAGCGAUCCGAAACUCAAUGAAUUAUUGACCCAAGUGGCAGAGCUUGAUCAAAUCUACGCAGACACUCACGCAAAAAUGUUGCAAGCGACAUUGAACCGAGACUCGAGGGAUCAACAGAUGGAGGUGGACGUCUGCGACAAUCAGACGUACACUAGUCUCCAAAUGGCCAUGAAAAAUCCAGUGGACAUUUAUGAUAUAAAGAAUGACAGAAAGUAUGAGGAUGUGGCAGUGCCCAGUGUAGAGGCGAAUGUUCCACCCCCUCGUCCCCCUCCUUUGGCUGCGAAAAGAGAUGUUACGAGGGCUUAUGAAGAGAAAUUGCCUCCAUUGCCCCCGAAGAGAAUCAGGAAAAUGCCAUCGAUGCCAGUUCUGCCCAGAACAGCUUCCUGUGGAGCUGUGAGUGUGACUGGCUCAGAGGCACCCCAUAAAAAAUUGCCUUUACUCCCUGGCACUCUCCGACCCAAGCAGGGACUCUUCUCUAAGUUAUUUACAAAGAGAAAUAAAAAGGAAAAGGAUAAUCAGUCGUUUAGACACAGCAUUGGGGCAUUCAAAGACAGCUUGGAGGAGUUUCAGAAUCAGAAUCAAUUGACUAGACCAAGUAUGACUAGCAUCACUGGUGUUAAAUCGCUCGAUAUUGAUGGAGAUGAGUCUCCACCGUAUGGAAUUGAACUCACUGAGGCUGAGCAUUAUGCUCUUUACACUGCUAUGGCACCACAUGCGACUGCUUCCGAGUUCGAUGAAAUGUCGUUUUACUACAGUCCUGUGGAGGGUGGAAAAAUCCUCACCGAAGCCAAGGAAACAUAAUGUUUCCAAUUUUUACGCUCAGAAAUUUUUAAUGUCUUUUUGGGAGCUUCGACAGUGCUCAAAUGAUUUUUUUAUUGUGAAAUGUGGCUCCUGAAUUUUGGGGGGGAAUGAAACAUACUCGUUGAAUUAUUGAAAACUUGCAUUUUUUUCGUAGGCAAUAGUUUUUCAUCUUUUCUAGUCAAAUUACCGAAGAUUGUUAAGUUUUUAUUCGUUGAAUGUAGAGCGAGAGGUAUGAGGAAAUCAGGGCAAUUAAUGGAAUUGGAUUAUUUCGAAAAUACUAAAGAAUACGUGACAUUUAAUGCAUAAAUAUUUUUCUGAAAAUUUUUAUGCAACAGUUGAUUUUCUCAUUUCUCUCCAAAUCCUCAUUGUGUUAUAAAUUUUUUUUGACAGAGUAUAUUUAAGAUAUUAUUAAGAAUUAUAAGAUUUGAUAUGCUGGUGUUGACGUACAAAAACACGAGGCCUUGUUGGAUUUUCCUUUAAACUCAAAAAUGGAAAAAACAAAUAAUCUAUUUUUCAUGGUAAUGAAUUAUAUUAUUGAAUUAUUUUAAUGUACUGGA